GACCCCGGCCUCUCUGUUCCCAUUUGGGACUAUUAGAGGAUAUUUCUUCUGCUAUGGAAUGGCAGGACUUUAUGGAGCGCUCACUGGCUUUGGAACUGUUAUGCAGAUUAUUCUUAAGAGGAAGAGUUUCUUCACUGUCAACGAUAGACCGAAACCCCCGGCAUGUCUUAUGGAUAGAAAUUUAGGCGAACAUCACUUCAUUCAAACAAAGAAUGUGAAACUACAUUACGUUUCAAAAGGCGAUCCAAAGAAGCCGUUAAUGUUAUUCAUUCACGGAUUCCCAGAAGUAUGGUAUUCGUGGAGAAAACAAUUGCCAGUAUUUGCUGACAAUUAUUAUACGGUUGCACUCAAUAUGAGAGGUUAUGGAGACUCCGAUAAACCUUUGGGUGUGGCCAACUAUGCGGUCGAUAAACUGGUCGAUGAUAUUAGAGACGUUGUGCACGGGUUGGGCAAAAAGAAGUGCAUAAUUGUGUGCCACGAUUGGGGUGGACUCGUGGGAUGGACUACAGCCGCACAAUACCCCGAACUGGUCGACAAGUUUAUCGUAUGUAAUGCCCCGCAAAUCAAACAUUUUAUGGACACCAUUGAGGGCAGUUGGAAACAGUUUCUCUCAUCAUGGUACUUACCCUUACGUUUUAUAUCAAUUCAUAAGUAUAUCUACUUCUUUAACCUACCAUUCCUGCCGGAGCUGCGAUUCAGGUGCAAUGACUUACAAGUGUUUGACUUUAUAUUCAAGAAGUUGGGCACCAAAGAUGAUAUUGAUGCUUAUAAAUACUACUUUUGCAAACCUGGUGCUCUCACACCUCCCAUCAACUACUACCGGGCCCUUCAGCGCAAUUAUGCCGCACAUUAUCUCAAUAAAGUGAAGGACAAGCGAAUCACUGCUCCCACACUUGUCCUCUGGGGUAAGGAUGACAUCGCACUCACCGAAAGCCUGGCCGCAGAUAGUUGUAAAUCGUGUGACAACUACACCAUCAAAAUCAUAGACAACUGUUCGCAUUGGACUCCCUUUGAUAGACCAGAUCUGGUCAACAAAUACAUCAAAGAAUUCUUAGACAAAAAUCACUAAAUUUUUAUAUGAAAAUAUUAUUUCUUGAAUAUUCUCUACUGUUUUCUAUCACU
Molecule: messenger RNA, 1122 nt
Organism: Oppiella nova
Lineage: Eukaryota; Metazoa; Arthropoda; Arachnida; Sarcoptiformes; Oppiidae
Source: the annotation of a GenBank genome assembly